Fopius arisanus is the source of this 1482-nucleotide messenger RNA. Lineage: Eukaryota; Metazoa; Arthropoda; Insecta; Hymenoptera; Braconidae. The record is from RefSeq and is a predicted model, not a curated record.
GUUUCUCGACUCUCAGCAAAUCGCAACAUAUUCUCCACCCACCAGUGAUAAGAAAUGAUAACGAUUCAGUGUUUUGUGCCGCUCGUGCUGCUGCUACUCCCUCCAUCCCCAGGUCACACAAGUAUUCUGGAUGGAAUAGCUGAAAGACAUCGCAAACGAGUGGAAAAUCUCGGCUCCCUUCUGGAUCCUCUUGGUAUAUUUCACCCCAAGGGUACUGAAGCAUCAGCAAAUUCAAAAGCUACCAGCAUCAAUCAUGGCUUUCAUCUUGGACCCAUUGGUUUUGAAACGUCAAUAAAUCACGCGUCAGCUAAUGCAAAUGCCAAAGCUAAUGGAAAUGGUGGAGCUGGAGCUGGAGCUCAGGCAUCAGCAGAUGCUUCAGGGGCACAUGCCAAUGCCAAUGCCAAUGCCAAUGCUGAGGCAUCAGCAACAGCCAACGCUUAUACUAACAAUGAUAACCCAAAUUAUCGGCCAAUAAACGAUCGAAGGAAAGAUCGAUACCAAUCGCGGGAAGAUGAUGAUAUUUAUCGGAAUGAAUACAACACAGUGCCAUCAGGUCACUCCGAAGCUUCAGCAAGUGCUACUGCUUCAGCAAGUGCAACUGCUUCAGCAAGUGCAACAGCCAACGCAAACAGCAAUAAUAAUCAUAACACCAAGAAAAUUCCAACGAGUAAUUCCGGAGGGAAUGCAAAUGCCAAGGCUUCAGCUAACGCUAACACUAACACUAACAACAAUUAUAACUCAAACAAAAAUAAUAAUAAUUAUGAUGAAGUCGUCGGAUUGCCGAUGACUAAUUCCGGAUCUAGUGCAAAUGCUGUGGCUUCUGCCGCAGCCAAUGCUGACCACAGUAAUCAAGUCAAUAAUCGACCGGUCAAUGAACCACCGAUUCCUCAACAUCAAACUCCAAUCAAUAAUAAUUAUUACAAUGAAUUUCCCAGAUUGCCAAUAACUAAUUCGGAAUCUACUGCAAAUGCCGCGGCUUCUGCUGGAGCGAACGCUAACAAUAAUUAUUAUCAAUCUGGUUAUAGACAGGUCAAUGAGCAACCGAAGAUUCAGUAUCAGAUUCCAAUUAAUAACAGCGGUAAUAAUUACGAUAAUCAUCAGCAUGGUCCCGAUUGCGGAUGUCGCGUUGCGGAAGAGCCGAAGGGUUAUAAUAAUUAUAACGAAUACCGAUCCCCUUCAAUAAGAAAUUCCAACGCGAAUACUAAUAAUGGAAACGCGAAUUCCGUACCGGUUCCAAACAACUCUCACCCACCGGUCGAUUAUUUCCAUCACAACGAAUCACCAGUUGUGACGAUCGGUGAUACGACAGCAGCUUCCGCCAACACUAACACCGGCUCAACCGCCUAUCGACCUUUCAGACCUCACGAGGUCAAUCCAAAUUCCCCUGGAAGAUACCCAGAGCCUAACUACAUCACUCUUCAUCUCAAUCCACAAACAACUGAUUACAUCUGGGGGAAUGACACUGACCUUCAAUAUCGUUGA